UGAUGAAAUGGAUUCUUCCAAACAAUAUCCAGUGAAAAAACGAGUGAAAAUUCAUCCCAACACUGUGACCGUGAAAUAUAGUUCUCAUUAUCCACAGCCUGGAGAAGAGGAGUAUGAGGAACCUAAUGAAGAUAAUGAGAGUUUUAUAGAAGAUAAUCCAAAAAGAAGAUUGUUAGGUGAUGGACAACGAACAGGAAGGUCCUUUUUUGGAACAAUUGACAUUCCAUUUCAAACAGGACAGAAGUUAGAAGUCAACAAGAAUGGACAAGGUCAAGAUUUUGUAGAUGGAAGCAUUUUUCAGUCCAGAAAAACUUGGGCUGUGCUUUUUGGAUCUGCCUUGGCCCAUGGUUGUGUAGCUCUAAUAACCAGACUUGCUGCUGAUCGUUCCAAAGUGCCAUCUCUUGAAUUGAUUUUCAUUCGUUCUGUUUUACAAGUGUUUUCUGUUUUAGUUGUAUGCUAUUAUCGUGAAGACCCUUUUGGACCAAAAGGCCAUAGAUUGCGACUAUUCUUCUAUGGAGUAUGCAAUGUUAUUUCCAUUACCUGUGCUUAUACUUCCUUUGCGAUUGUUCCCCCAAGCAAUGGGACUAUUAUGUGGAGAGCUACCACCACUGUUUUCAGUGCCAUUUUAGCAUUUUUACUAGUGGAUGAGCGCAUGGCUUAUAUUGAUGUAAUUACUGUAGUGAGUAGUAUCUUUGGUGUUUGUUUGGUCAUGAUCCCCAACAUUGUUGAUGAAGAAAAUUCUCUGUUAAAUAUCUGGAAGGAAGUCUUUGGGUAUACAAUGACAGUUAUGGCAGGCUUAACCACAGCUCUCUCCAUGAUAGUAUAUAGGUCCCUUAAGGGUAAUGUCAGCAUGUGGACAGCAUUAUUUACUUUUGGUUGGACUGGAACAGUAUGGGGAGCCUCAACUAUGUUUUUCCUUCAAGAGCCAAUAAUUCCAUUGAAUGGAGAAAGCUGGAGCUAUCUCAUUGGCAUCUGCAUAUGUUCCACAGUGGCUUUUCUCGGUGUAUAUUAUGCCUUGAGCAAAUUUCAUCCAGCAUUGGUUAGCACAGUACAACAUUUAGAGAUUGUAAUAGCCAUGAUUCUUCAGCUUCUUGUACUACACAUCUUCCCUAGCAUUUUUGAUAUGGUUGGAGGAGCUGUUAUCAUUGUUAGCAUACUUUUCCUUGCAUGUUAUAAACUAUCUUGGAAGCACUUUAAAAAACAAGAUUACCAGGAAAUACUAGAUUCUUCCAUUAAAUGAAUACAAAAUUAUUGUAUUUUUAUGUAGUGCAGUGUGCAAUUAAUAUGACUCUGUAUGUGUGUGUGUGUGUAGUGUUAUUAACAGCACACCACUGUUUCUUGUUCAGGUAUAUGACAUCAAAUCAGCCCUAAUACAGUUCAGUAGAGUUGUACAAAAAUGUCUUUUCCAGAUAUGUGAAAAAUGUUUAAAAAUGUGAAAACUAUAAAAAGUAUAUUCUUAGGUAGUAUACAGAAAGUGCCAAUGAUUAGUAUAGACAGUUAUUGCCAAGAAUGGCUGUGUCCAUGUAAUCAUCAAGAGUUAAGCUCAAUUCAAGAGAGCUUUAUCUUUUUAUCCAUGGAACCUAGAAAACAUAAACUUAUUCUUUGUUGAAAAAUAACACAGUGAUUUUGGUGUGGAAUAGAUUUUGUAGGAUUUAAGGCAAGGUAGUUUAUGGAAGUAAACCAUAAUAUUCUUACUCCCUUACUGGUUACAGAAACAACUGUAUAGAAUUUGUCCUUGAUAUUUGUUAUGUGGUUCAUUCUUAAAUAUAACAUCUGAACUGUGUACCUGCAGUUCUUCCUUUAAAUAAAAUGUAGUGAUAGCAAUUUGAUAUUUGAACUGAUAAACUCAAGUUACCAUUUUAGGGCUCAAGACCAGAUACGUUAUAACUGCAGAGGGAAAAAAAAUGAACAUGAAGUCUGAAGAAGAUUGAUAUUGUUAAUGAAAACCUUGUAUACUAUUUCUUUGUA
This is a messenger RNA of Candoia aspera, 1968 nucleotides long. RefSeq names its product solute carrier family 35 member G2 (gene SLC35G2). The transcript has a single exon. The record is from RefSeq and is a predicted model, not a curated record. Gene Ontology annotation, cellular component: plasma membrane. Lineage: Eukaryota; Metazoa; Chordata; Lepidosauria; Squamata; Candoiidae. The coding region runs from base 8 to 1240 and encodes 410 amino acids.